This is a messenger RNA of Spirometra erinaceieuropaei, 3625 nucleotides long. The record is from the annotation of a GenBank genome assembly. NCBI's taxonomy places the organism in Eukaryota, Metazoa, Platyhelminthes, Cestoda, Diphyllobothriidea, Diphyllobothriidae.
AUGCUUGAACCUGUUGCCAAGACUAGGGCUAUAUCAGGGACUUGCAGCCCGUGUUGGAAUCAGGUGCGUCCCCAGACCUUUUAGGUGGCAAAUUGGCGGCAUUUUAUCAUGCCCAGGUUCAUUCCCGUUAUGUGUUGAUUUGGUAUAUUAAUUACCGUGAAUUGUUUUCAAGACAGUUACUGGGCAAUUCGGGUGUGAGUUUGUCCGGUAUGCCGUUAGUUCUUUCAUAACACCACUAAAUAUGACUAACAGCGUAUUGGCCGUAGACGGUAAGAAGGAAGCCAUGCUUUUCGGUUCAAAUGAUCGAGCACUAGAUGUCUGCUAACGUAUGGUCAUAAGUUUGAGGACCAUGCUUACUCUCUAGAAAUCCGACUACUUCAACGAUAUGAAACGACUAAGGUGUAAGAAUGACGCCAUUUUCUAAUUUGGGUGGAGGGAGAACUUUUCGCGUCGUUCAACUCAAUCAGGUCCGACUCUUAACCGAUGACCAAUCCCGCUGUUCAAGUAUGAUUGCGCCAACGACCAUUUAUUCACUGACAAACUCCUGGAUCUGACGGAAAAUCAGAAGACUCAACUUCCCAAUCAAAACUACUCUAAGUUCCGCAAAUACUCCCAUGUUAUAAUUGGAAAGUCAAGCUGGCAAACACGUGUUUUCGGUAAUUCGUCAUUAGGCCAAUACAUUUAUAUGGAUGAAUGGAAGUGUACAAAAUUAACACUGUUUACAGGUGUCUCGCACAUUUAGUCGAUACGAAUCACUGGGUCGAUGGCAAGGAAGCAUUUCAGAUUGUCUACCAGACACCAGCGAGCUUCUCUAAAGGCCUACGCGAACGGGCGCUAACAACGUCCGAGGCAGUGGUUAUACGGCUGGCCAAUCCAGUGCUAUGCUGUAAGAAGACGCUGACACACGCUCUGUCCACCGUGGCCAGCGCCAACUUUAGGUGAUGGCGACGUGCCGCCCAAAAUCCCUAAUUACAGUGAUGCGUACUCCGUGUACUCAAUCUAAGAACAUCACUCAAAAGCUCUCUUAGCCUCCCUUCCCUAGCCCUAAGGACCAAAACCCAUCGGCCUCAUCGUGCGGGCGGCGUGAAGGAGAUGAGUGUCAAUGACUUAAUAGGCCUUGAGACACCUAUAAACACUGUUACUUUUGUAUAUUUUAAUGCCCCCAUGUCAUUGUAUUGAACUGAUGAAGAAUUACUGAAAACACGUGUUGGACAACUUAACUUACAACUACUCUAACCGAAAGCCAUACGUCAGUGAAAUACACUACUUACUCUUCCAUUUGUCCGUCGGACCCCAAUCUCGAAAAAGAACAUCGUGCCCGCAGCUCGAAUGACGCUGUCUUUAUGCCGAUUUUCUUGAACCGCGACCUUCUGCUGUGGAGGAACUAUCAACGUCUGUUUGACCGUACCGCUAAAAUAUUGGCCCUCAUCCUUAUCCCUUGCAUCUGUGUGUGUACUCUGGCGCGCAAAUAAGAGGAAUUAAUGCAGCCUUUUGGUGGCGGGGAGUUGUCUUUAUGUUUUGACGUGCCCUCGAGUGCCAUUACAUUGAGCGGCAGUACACUGUCAGUGUGUUGGAGAAUUUAACUGUUACGUUUGAGGUUUUUUAAUUUGCUCGCUUGAUUAUUCAUGUAACCAAACGUCCUAGGACUUACUGAUAUUUUUCUUAAAGUAUCUAAUUCGAUCUAUCAAUUGUUGCAGCAGUGUCUUAUGAGCAGUAUGGAUCUGCGGAUAAUUAAUAUGAAAUGAUGCCUUUAUCUGUUUAAGGGGGAGUACUAGUGUUUCCGGUUAAAGUAUUUUGUUUUCUGAAAUCGAAAAAUUUUAAUCCUUCAACCGCAACAGUGGAAAAAGCGAUUUUCUGCAAAUAAAGUAUGAUAAGCUCACUUUUUUGAAGUUGAUUCUGAUGCAAUGGUUGAUUUUCUGCAGGCAUCCAUGCCAUUAGAGCUUUGUACACCACCUAUGCAAUAAAUGUUGCCAGGUGUAAUUUACACGUGUGGAUGAAAAUUAGUUCAAAUAAACGUGAGCAUUUUAUCAUGCACGCGCGGUCGAAAUUUAUGAAACCCUUGUCCAUAGCUUUUAAUACACCAGCAUAGAAGAGGCUAUUACUUACGGCAGCGUGCAUAUUUAUAAGUAAGCAUAUUUCUGGACACUAAAUAAAACGAUACUAAUGGCAGAUUGCUGCGUAAGCAAUAUGUACCCCUUCCAUGGUUUCCGAACAAUCGUACGAAUGCAAUCAUGAUUCAUGGAGAACAUACAUAAUGAUUAAUUAAUUUUACUUUUUUAAAUGGAAAAUUGAGCAUUUUUCAAUGUUUGCCAUCAAGUAAAGUAGCCAAUCCGAUUUUCAAAUCUCUGAUAGGAGUUUUUUUGAUCCUUAAAUUUAAAUAUUUGGCCAAUUACUCUAUCCCUCCCGUUUAAUUAUUGCCAUUCAUCAAGUUUGCGACAUUAUUUAUACCUAGUGCUACACUAUGACUAUUCGAAGAUCUUUUUGUAGAGAUGUGUCGCGCCACAUAAAUCUGCCUCGGAGAACAUGCAAAGCAUAUUUUUAAAGACCUUAGGGGCAGUAGACAAGAUGAUGUGAAAAUGUGCACGUAUUUGUAAAAUGUUUUCAAGGGAAAAGUACACUCUUUACGUACGGCGCUUAGCAAAGGCGUACCUGUCUACGAAUAUAAAGUUAAAUUUUUAUUCGUUUUUUCUUUAAAUGACAUUCGAAUUUUUGUGAACACCGGACCUCAGUAUACACAUGCAUAAUUUCCUCAAAUGUCUGGAAAUAACGUCGUUUAACGUCCAGCAUGUUUUCCCUUCGAAAUUCGUUCAGGGUUAUCUUGUUGACUGCCAAAUUCUACAACUAUUUAUACUAGGCCUGAUAGCAUUUUGUCGAGAACGUUCGGCAAUACUGCCCGAACAACUUUGGGACUGUAUUCUAUGCUAAUUAGUGUUGUAAGCUAGAUUAACUAAUUUGUUAUUUCAGCGUCGUGCAUAAGUAUUUCAGUUAAAGUCUUAUAACUUGCGGAGCCUAUUGUAUUCACCGGAUCAUCGGAUUUUCACAGCCGAGGACUGACAUGUGUGCACAUUUCAGACUGUUUUUGCUAAUUUGCGCUACUAUUUUUAGUUUACACCUGUUCGCAUACUUAGAUUCGGCUUGACGUAAAAAUAUUACGUCUUUGGAUAGUUGUCGACGCGGAAAUCGGAUAUUCCAUGAAUCAGCAUACAGUGAAACAAUCGCAAAAUUAGGCGCGCAUGCGUACGUUUACUCAGGACUCGACUUCAUAAUAAACACUGCAGGAACUUGAGGUGGCUAAGGUGUUACUGCAGAAAAUCUUUGCGCUAAUUCGUCGCAGGCAAAAUAUUUAUUUAAAAUACUGGGCUAGCAAACCAAAAUAGCCUUUUGACUGGUAACCUUACGUCUUCUACCUGCAAACUCCGCAGGCAUCCAAGCAAAGGCAGGAAACAUUUUACAAUUGUUGCCUUGGUUUUUGCAGACCUUCGUAAUUGAACUUGAAUCCUCCCAAUCUGCGUUCUUCGCUCUCUAUCGCCAAUCUACUGUGAUCGCGCAGCUUGAGCUGCCGGCAAGUGUUACUCCUUGUUUCUGCAUUUUGAUCCGCAAAAAUUGGAAUUGGUUCGCAUGCUGA